AUGACUGCCCGUCCUACUGCCCUCUUACAGACAGACAGCUUUCGCGAUAGUCGUCCCCUCAUCGUAGGUCCUGACGAACCACAACCCCCCUUUCCUAUCCUGCUUAGUGGCUCGGUACAGCAUGGGUUUGGACGAGGAGGCAAGGACUUGCACUGUCCUACUGCAAACCUCCCUGAUGAAGCGAUAGAAGCGAUCAGCUCAGUGGCCCAGCCUGGGGUGUACUAUGGCUACGCCCAAGUCCCAGAAGCACCUUCUAACGAGGUCUGGCCAAUGGUCAUGAGUCUCGGCUGGAACCCUUUCUACAAGAAUGAGCGUCUUACUGCUGAGAUCCACGUCAUGCACGAGUACACCGCCGACUUUUACGGCAUGGAACUCAGAGCCGUCGUCCUCGGAUAUAUACGCCCCGAGUUGGAUUUUACCACCAUGGAGGCACUCAUAGAGACUAUAGAGACCGAUAAACGAGUAGCCUCAAACUCGUUAGAUCGGGAGGCUUACAAGGCUUUUGCAACCCAUCCUCACUUUGUGUUAAAGGAAUAG
Desarmillaria tabescens is the source of this 537-nucleotide messenger RNA. Its product is annotated as riboflavin kinase. Lineage: Eukaryota; Fungi; Basidiomycota; Agaricomycetes; Agaricales; Physalacriaceae. The transcript has 4 exons. Gene Ontology annotation, biological process: FMN biosynthetic process; riboflavin biosynthetic process. Gene Ontology annotation, molecular function: riboflavin kinase activity. Gene Ontology annotation, cellular component: mitochondrion. Bases 1 to 537 code for a protein of 178 amino acids. The record is from RefSeq and is a predicted model, not a curated record.